UCGGCGCUAGUUGUGUCAAAUUUUUCGUGUCGUUUCAUUAGCUCUGUUUUAAAUUGUUCGUUUUUAAUAUUUUUUAUUGUUAAUUAAUGUUAACUAAAGUGGCAAGCAAGGAGAUAUGUAUUGGCCGAUUCGCGAAUCAAAGAAUAAACACUUCGAACCGGACCGACCAAAUGUAAUUGUGCCUAACCUCAAAUUUUCUGUUUGUUUACAAGCAUGAACUUUGCGGAAAGGAGAGCAAAGCGCUGCGAAAAAGACCUUUUACCGAAUAAAAGGAGCAAACAAUCGGAGGUAAAAAUUAUCAAACAUUUUGAACCGAACACUCAAUUUUCAAACCCGAGCUCCUCUGACAAGGAGCUCCCCUAUUUCGAUAUUAGUACAGAUGAUGAGGAUGUCCAGUGUAUACCACAGUUCAGGUACAAAGAAAGGAGACCAAAAAACUCACUGACAAAUAUCCGGUGUAAACCUUCCAAUGAACAAAGUGGGAAAAGCCCCAAAGAAACAACGCUUGGGGCAACAAAAUGCGACAAUUUCAAGCCAAACGAUUGUAAAAGAAUCAGGCAGGUAACUAUCAGUUGCAAAUACAAAAUGAAGAACGUAAUUAAAGAAACAAAGUCAACUCAAACCUCAACUUCGACUCUUAAAGUACAAAAAACGCAAUCUGCCAUUGCACACGAUUCCUACUUGGAAGAUCUAAAACGCGAAAUUAUUUGCAAUGAAAAUUAUAUGAGGAAAACCGUCAGUGAUCUAAAGAACGAAAUUUGGUUAUUCCAAAGUACGCGAAAUUUUGAACAGUGUGUGCAAAGGGAACCAAGUGGUGGGUAUGAUGAUUACCAUUCCGAAUACGAAUCGAAGACGGUGCAGUUGGAUGGAACCGAAAGGGAAGUGACCGAUGUCAACGGAUCAGCUUUAGUACUCCGAGACGCCCCUAACAGUCCUAAGAUCAAAAGCCAUUCCGAGGUAUCGCCUGAUGAUGGACGAGAAAUAAAGUCCGAAAUCGAUAGCGACUAA
This is a messenger RNA of Photinus pyralis (common eastern firefly), 1008 nucleotides long. RefSeq lists its product as uncharacterized. The record is from RefSeq and is a predicted model, not a curated record. The coding region runs from base 214 to 1008 and encodes 264 amino acids. The transcript is spliced from 3 exons. NCBI's taxonomy places the organism in Eukaryota, Metazoa, Arthropoda, Insecta, Coleoptera, Lampyridae.